Molecule: messenger RNA, 815 nt
Organism: Nomascus leucogenys (northern white-cheeked gibbon)
Lineage: Eukaryota; Metazoa; Chordata; Mammalia; Primates; Hylobatidae
Exons: 3
Coding region: 270-791 (173 amino acids)
Source: RefSeq, a predicted model, not a curated record
CCCUGAGGCAUGCGCGGUGCGCCUGGCCGGCUGGGCUGGCUGUUUGAGAACUGCGUGCGGAGCUCUCUGGCCGGUGUCUGAAGUCGUCAGUUUACUGCUUGUAACAAACAUAGCGAUCACUGGGAACCUGGAAGUAGAGACUCCUUUCUGCCGUCUCUCCGUCCCUCGGGCUGCUGCGAAUUUCCCCCCACGCCGGUCGCCAGGACCCCGGGCUGGUUGAACGCCCCCACCGGUCCCGCCGCCCCAGGGCCCGCUACGCGCCCGGCAUAAUGGGAGAAAAAUCACUACGGAAAGGCCCAGCCCCUCGCCAUGCAGACGGGAAGCUUGGCCGCACGUGUGAUCACCCUUAUGCCCCUUGGGGCUUCACCCCCGCUUCGCGGGCUCCAACAGCCUGGGCCGGGGCCUCCUUGUCCUGUGUGGGCCUCUCGGCGGCUCCUCAAGCCCCAGGUCUGUGCAGGGACGAGCAAAGCAGCAGAAUAUCCGUGCCACAUCUUUCUGGAGCACCCGUUUUACUACCAGAUUUGGAAGGAACGCAGUUAAGUAAUUUCCAAGAAUCAUCUCCCCUCCCCCACAAACAGGAAAGAAAAGACAGGAGAAGCACCCCAGAAGAGGAGGGGAGAAGUGCCCCAGAAAAAAUCAUCCAGUCUCUGAAGCUUUGCCCAGGUGGGCACAGGCCAGCCAGCCUCUCCUCUAGUUGCCCAGCCGGUUGCAGGCUGUCAUUUAACCUUCCUCCUGGCAUGCUUUUGAGUGUUCAGAAGUGCUGCACACCCUCUUCUUUGAAAACCUGUUGAGCCAAUGCCUCCACAUUUUAUGCA